UCUCCCACUCAGGCCUCCCUUCUUGGACCAAACAACUUUUCAGCUGUGUGUGUAGGAGUGGGUGAGUCAGGGACAGAGGCAAAGGGAAGAGACUUUCGCUCCACUGCCUCGUUCUUUUCUCUUUUUUGGAGAAGUCAGCGUUUUGGAAACUCAGAAGCACGGCCGAGAAGUUGAGUGAGGAAGUUUGCAUGAUUAUUUGAGGUUUUCUUUUCUCCGUCUUGUCCUGGAAGCCAGAGCAGAAAGAGCGAGGACAUGCCAAAAAGCGGGAAGGGAAAAUCAGGUGCAGAUUUUGAAAGACUUGAGACAACAAGGGCGGAAAAGAAAGAAAGAAAAAGAAUGAUCAACACUGGGAGUGACAAGUGAAGCCAAACUGAAGUUGGGAAUUGGAGGCACAGAGCCUUGUUUUGGCUCACUGAACUCCCCCAGCCUUUUUUGUGAUACGGACCAGUGUUUCCAAGUUGGGAAAUUAUUCUGAAUUUCCACCAGGAUUUUUGGCGAGUGUGAUCUCUGUUUCUCUCUUCUCCUUUGGAUCCAUCCUUCAAUCAUUCUCCUGGGUGCUGACUUCACCGUAGAUUUCGUCACUUGUUUUCUGGUGCAACUUCCACGGCAACUUCUCUCGGUCAGGGUCAGCAAACCUGGGAGUUGGAUUCUUGAGAGAAACUGUCCCAGUCUCUCCCUGGUCCCCCCAUCCUGCUGCCAAUGAGACAUUAGAUCAUCUCGGGAACUGGGGUUUGGUGGGAUUCUUCAGUUUGGGGAAAUGGGUCAACUUGGCCGGGUUUUCCUCUCCUGCCUGCUGGCUUGUUGGCUGGGCAUGGUCAGUGCCCAAGAAGCUCCGUACUUCCUCGACGGUCCUUCAAACCUGACAUCCUCCUUGGGCAAGGAUAUCAAACUAUCCUGUUCCAUCCAAGCUCUUGGCGAAGCACCCGAAAUCAGCUGGCUACGGGAUGGCACCACCCUGGAGCUUGCUGACAGUAACCAAGUGCAGGUCCCCUUGAGUGAUGAAGAGUGGAAGACAAUCAGUGAGCUGAGCAUCCCUUCCGUUCAGCUCUCGGACAUGGGGAGCUACCAGUGCACCGCCUUGGUGAACGGCUUUGAAGUCCUUUCUGAAGGAGCCUUCUUGAAACUGGAAGGUCUCCCCGUCUUCACUGGGCAACCCCAGGAUCUAGAGGUCACAGCCGACACCCCUUUCAACCUCAGCUGCAGAGCGCAGGGUCCACCAGAGCCGGUGUAUGUGAUCUGGCUGCAAGAUGGUGCCCCUCUCAACUCUAUCCACGAUGCCCUGGCACUGAGCCCUUCGGUGCUGGCUGUGAGAGGUCUGAAUCACAGUGCAUCGUUCUCAUGCGAGGCCCAGAAUGAUAAAGGGGUGAGCACAUCUCGAACUGCAGCUGUGAAGGUGAUUCCUGGGCGACCCCGUACCUUAACCCUUGUGCUGCAGAGCGACCGCAGCUUGGAAGUGGCGUGGCAGCCUGGGCCCAGCGGAGCCUAUCCUUUGGACUUCUGCACCAUCCAGGCCGUGCGUUCAGAUGAGGACCUCAGCAGUGUUUCCGACCGGGAGUUCUAUAACCGAAAUCUCCACGUUCCGCCCUUCAGCCACACCCUGGGAGGCCUGGCCCCCUUCACCACCUACUAUGUCCGCGUCGCCUGCCUCUCCAGAGAGGGGAACUCCCCAUGGACCCACUGGGUGGCAAUGAGAACUCUGGAAGGAGUGCCCACAGCGGCCCCCGUGAACAUCACGGCCGUUCAAAAUGGCAGCUGCACCGUCAUACAGUGGAGGGAGCCACGGGGUGACAUCAACGGGGUCCUCCGCGGGUACAAGCUGGUCUGCCAGAGCGGCGACUCGCCAGAGGUGGUCGUGGACGUGGGGCUGACCAACGAAACCGUCUUGAAGCUGAACUCUUCCGUGCAGAAUCUGACCGUGCGGGUUGCUGCCUACACAGGGGCUGGCGACGGACCCUGGAGCAGGGCCGUCAUGGUUUCCUCCUUGGCUACUGAUGGCGUUCUACCACACACUCAGCCAGUAGAAACCUUCGCCCCUGCCUUUUUCUGGCACUGGUGGUAUGUGGUCAUCGCCAUAGCAGCAGCUCUUGCUGCUGCCGUCUUCCUCACCAUCGUCUUGGCACGGAUCAGGAAGAAGGAAACCCGCUAUGGGCAAGCUUUUGAACCCAGCAUGGAGCAGGGAGAACUGGUGGUCCACUACCGGGUCCGGAAAUCCUACAGCCGCCGUACCACUGAAGCAACUUUGAACAGUCUGGGUAUUAGCGAGGAGCUGAAGGAGAAACUGCGCGAUGUGAUGAUUGAUCGCCACAAGGUGGCUUUGGGGAAAACCCUUGGGGAAGGAGAAUUUGGCUCCGUCAUGGAGGGGCAGCUCAGCCAAGAUGGGGCAGUCCUUAAGGUUGCCGUUAAGACCAUGAAAAUCGCCAUCUGCACCCGCAGCGAGAUGGAGGAUUUCCUCAGCGAGGCAGUCUGCAUGAAGGACUUUGACCACCCCAAUGUCAUGAAGCUGAUUGGUGUCUGCCUGCAGAACACAGAGAGCGAAGGCUACCCGUCCCCUGUGGUCAUCCUGCCCUUCAUGAAGCACGGUGACUUGCACAGCUUCUUGCUGUACUCCCGCCUUGGGGAGAGCCCCAUGUAUUUGCCCACACAGACACUGGUCAAGUUCAUGACAGACAUUGCAAGUGGGAUGGAGUACCUCAGUAGCAAGAACUUUAUACACCGUGAUCUUGCCGCUCGAAAUUGCAUGCUCGAUGAGAGCAUGACAGCCUGUGUGGCCGAUUUCGGCCUCUCCAAGAAAAUCUACAAUGGCGACUACUACCGCCAAGGCCGUAUCUCCAAGAUGCCCGUCAAGUGGAUUGCCAUUGAGAGCCUGGCGGAUCGUGUUUACACCAUCAAGAGUGAUGUGUGGUCAUUUGGCGUCACCAUGUGGGAGAUAGCGACAAGGGGCCAGACGCCGUACCCGGGUGUGGAAAACAGUGAGAUUUAUGACUACCUGCGCCAAGGCAACCGCCUCAAGCAGCCAAUCGACUGCCUAGAUGGCCUGUACGAACUGAUGCUCAGCUGCUGGGUCCUCAGCCCCCGGGACCGUCCCAGCUUCGAGGUCCUGCACGGCGAGCUGGAGAAGAUCCUCAAGUCCCUCCCACAAGCCAAGGACCCCGAGGAGAUCCUCUAUGUCAACAUGGACGACGGGGUGGCUCCCGGGGAGGUGGAGCUUGGCGCCGUCGGGGGCCUGGGCCCCGAAGAGCCCCCUGCCAAGGAGGGCGCCUCCCUGAAGCCCGCGGUGACGGCGGCGGCCGAGGUACACCCGCCCCAGCCGCCGGCCGGGCGCUACGUGAUGUGCCCCACUCCCCACGAGAGCCUCCGCCUCCUGACCGAAGCCCCGAAUUGCGCCGCCUCCGAAGAAGGGGCCUGAGCGGGGACGGCGGUGAAGGCAUCUUCCUUGUGAGAUGGGGGGGGAGUGGCCCGCGACCCGACAGGUGCUGCCCGCGGCUCUGAGGGGAGGGGGGUCACUGGGCACCCCACAAACUGAGACGCACACCCACCCCUUUCUUUAAUGAACCACUCAGGACCCCCACCCCCUCCCCCUCUUCCUGAGCUGCCUCACUCGGUCGCAUACCAGGGGACUUCCUUUCCUGGCUGCGCCCAUCUUGUACGGAGGGGCUUUGAACUACUCGGUCCCUGAGUGCGUCUCGUGGCCCCCUUCCCAACCCGCCACCCCGUCACAUCCGUGGGCACCCCUGUCCCCCACGGCUCUGUGGAACCCCAGGAUACAGAGCCCAGAGAUGAAGGAGACGCUUUUGCAGAUGACAAGGGUUAGGGUGUCAAGUGGGGGUCCUGACCAGAUAAGUGGGGGUCACCCAGCUUCCCUUCCUGUAUUAAAGGGGGUAUUGUGGUUGGCCGUCUCCUCCCACCCCAAACUCCCUGGUCCAAAUUUAGCUGGCUGCCCACCCAGCUAAUUACACGCGUGGCCAUGUUUUGUUUAUUCACUGGUCCUGCUCUUGUGCCUUUAAUGUUGGCCUGACACAAAGGAACAGAGCAGAGGCAUUUCCUAGCAGUAACAGGAAACGCUUCACUUGCUAAAUGUCUGUCUCUUGGGUUGCUGCUGAAGGCGCAGGAGCAUGGCCAGGGAGAGAAGGUGGUAGCCCUACUGGGCACUCUUGGGAUAGCCCAAGGAGGGCCCUAGAUGCUUUCCUUCUUUCUAAGGUCCCCUCUGCCCUCUCCUUACUUCACUGCCAGCUAUCCACUGCCAGCUCUCCGGUUACCUUCCUUAGCUGGCACGUGCCCAGGUCAGCAAGGGUUACCGGGAGCUCACCUGUCUGCCCUCUCCUGAGCCAUCUCCCUCUUUAUUCCCCAGUGGGGGAGCAGCUGGCUGCGGUUAUUUAGUAGCAAAGAAAAUGCACUCUGCACGUGCUCAGAGGCACCCUUCAGUAUUACCGUUGCUUCUCAGGAGCCAGCCCUGGCAUGCAAAACCGAUUCUGAAGCCAAACACCAGCUCCGACCCAAGCCCUGAAGACCAACCCGCUUGUCUGUUCUGUGGAGAAUGUUCUCCCCACUAGCCUUUGGGUCUUGGGGAAUAUUAGAUUAGCCGCUUUGCAGACGGCGGGGCCAGUUUAACCACUGCUGAGUUGUGUGUCCCCAACCUGCUGGAAAGCCAUCCGCUCAGGGCAGGGAUGCUGCAGGGCCCAGAAACCAUAUCCAGGCAGAUGCCCCAGAAGAGUCACGAGGGGGUUACAAUUACAUAAAACCUCUCUCCUCUCAAGGGAACUUUUGUAGCACAUUGCAGGGGCAGGAGGAGAGGGGAAGAAGCAGGCUGUCAAGCCUUCUGGCCCAGUUCGGCCAGAGCUUGCCUGGUAACCUGAACUGCCUGUUCAGCUUUUGGUGCUGGAAACCUUAAGGUUGCCACCUUUUUUUUCUGGCGAAGGCUCUAUGCCUACUAUCACAGCUGUAGGACAAGCAGAAAUGAAACAAGCACAUGCCCUUUCCUCCUCAGCACUUCUCCGUGUUGGGAAAAGCCCUGCCUGUUGAAUGGCUGCCCAUCACAUAGAUGUGACAGGUCCUACCGAAUCACAACCAAACAUUCUCCAAGCUGGGCUGGACAUGUGAAUAAGAAUUUCCCAGAUCACCCUGUUCUCAGAAGCAAGGUCAGCAGAGACUGACCGUCAGGGACCUCUGGAUGUGAAACAGUAUUAGGUGGGCAUUAGGUCCAACCACGUCUUCUCCUGUGCAACCUCCAUCGUUUCAGUGGGCCUGAAGUGAAAAUCUUGUAUGCACGCACACUGAAACAAUCAGAGACUGCGCAAAACAGCAUCGCCUACUGGUGUGUGCCUUUUUGUCAGUAACAACACCACUUUUUUACUGCUAGUAAAAUACCACCAUUGCCCAAAGCUGCUUUUUUUCAGGAUAUCACAGCUCCAGAAAAGAAAGAAAUAUUUCAGAGGCACGCCCGGCUUCCCAUCAGUUCUGACUCACUCCAUAAAUCAGACACACCCACUGCAGAGCCCCUUCCAGAUUGGGAUAAUUUUCAUCUGGACAUCAAGUUUCCUCCACGCAUGCUUUCCAACAGUCAUUUAGAAUGCAUUCAUAAAUUCUGUCUUGGAUGGAAGGGCCAUUCUCUCUUGCUAAAGCUGGUCUGAAACUGCUCACUUCAGUAACCACCCCAAUCAUGGCUGAUCCCUCUUCCCAAAAGCAAGAGCUUAGCUGAAAGACUGGCCAACUGAUCACAGUAUGGCGAUUUUGUCUCACACAUUCACAGCCACUUAGGCGGGAGCAGAAACAAAACACAGUUUUCUCAGAGAGCGGGAAGGCAGUUUGAAAAGAGAACCACUGUUUGUGGGGUGGACACAUCCCACUCGUGCCUCUGGUUAAACUGAUUUGGCAGGUUUCCUGUAUUGUUCCGAAAACCUGCUCUACCUCUUUGAUCAGAUGCAACAGUGGGACACAAGAAAUGUUUGUGCACACCACUGGAAGGGAAGGCAUCUCUUAAAACACUCUCGACUCAUUUAAAAGCCUAUUUCUGUCUCCAGCCUUAAAAUGAAGUCCUUUCUGCAGUGCACGGUUACUACUUUUUUAAAAAAAAUUGAUUUUUUGCACAAUAAAUGCACACUUGUUACUGAUUCGUUUUGCACGGUCCACAAGCCACCCUCUGGAGUUUACAGCAGCUUUUUGCAGGAAGGCUAGUGUACCUGUCAACCACUGCAAGCUUAGCUAGCCUACGGAAGAACCACUGCAAGGUUAGAUUAUGUCCAAAUACACAUUCAUUAAGGCGUAGAGGCUGGAAGGGGGUGGGGGCACAAGCUGGCCGUGCACCUCUCUGAUUUGCUUGUGCCGUCACAAAAGCACCUCCUUCAUUUCCUGGGAACAAUCUUUCAGUUAUUUAAACAAUUGGAUCUCUCUCUUUUUUUGCGGGGGCAGGGGGACAAAAUACUGCCAAGCCUUUUAUUUUAAAAAAGGUGGACAGGCUUGCCAGAAGCCUUGACAGACUGAAUCAGUAUUCAAUUAGCUGAUACAUACAUCUGUCAAAAGCACUGGGGUGGGGGAGCAGGGGGAUGUCUUUUAAGGUAUGUCUGUGCAUGCCUGUGGGUGUUCCAAUUUUUGCCUCCUCUCCCACUUGCCUCUUCUGUGCUGUGGCUACUGCCUGCCCAAGCAGCUGCAUUUCCCCAGCCGGGCACAAUCCUGGUCUCUGAGACCCAAGUGGGAGAAAAGAGGCUGGGAGAGGUCACAGCACCCUUCUCCCGCCUGCCUUUUCUCGGCUUCACAAUUGCACAGCAGACCUAACGUGGAUUUUGCUGCCAACACAUCUAGUUGAGGCUGUAAUCAGGCCACACGUCCAACUUGUACAGAGAGACAUUUUGACCCCCCCUGCCCACCCUCCUUUUAAAGCAAUGCAUCAUCUUUUGAAUCAUACUUUAGACUUCCGCUGUAAAAUCAUGUUUUUCAUUCAGCUUGCAAAACAAUCUCAGUCUCCCUUUGGAUUGGAGAAUCUGGGCACUUUUCACAAGGAUGCCGUAGGUUCGGGGAUGCGGUCCCCGCUUUCUGCUGACCUCCAAGUGGUCAAUCAAAUUAUUUUUCUUUCUGUCUGUCGUCUUGAUGUGUCUGCAGAAUGGUAGACUAUUCUUCCCUCCAGAAAGUCUUAUUAAUGAAAUGUUUUUAUAUAUAUAAAUGUAUAUACUUUUUUUAAAAAAACAAAUCGCUGGUUAUGAAAUUUCUUUCCACACCCUUACUUUUGUACAAAACACAUUUCCCUCUCAGGGUAAGGUCUGUUUUGAGAGCGAGAGAGAAAGAGAGCGAGCGAGAGAGCUCUGUGAUAUAUUUUGCUUAUAAAUAAAAGCUUUCCUUUAAAAACAA
Messenger RNA from Hemicordylus capensis (graceful crag lizard), 7338 nucleotides. RefSeq names its product AXL receptor tyrosine kinase (gene AXL). The transcript is spliced from 20 exons. Bases 758 to 3406 code for a protein of 882 amino acids. Gene Ontology annotation, cellular component: signaling receptor complex. The record is from RefSeq and is a predicted model, not a curated record. Gene Ontology annotation, molecular function: transmembrane receptor protein tyrosine kinase activity; protein binding; ATP binding. Gene Ontology annotation, biological process: protein phosphorylation; phagocytosis; cell migration. NCBI's taxonomy places the organism in Eukaryota, Metazoa, Chordata, Lepidosauria, Squamata, Cordylidae.